CGAGCAUCGCCCGGAACAGGUGAUACACCUGAAGGUGCAUUCAUCAAGGAGGUGGCAAGGGGGCGGGAUCGCGCCAAGUGCAACGUCGGGGCUCAAAAAGCGCGAUAUACCGAGGCCCGACCGGGGGCAGGUCUCGACGGGAGCGGUCACUGAUGCCCGUGCGGUGUCGCCAUUACGAUUAGGCUUGGCAACCAUCCUCGGGCUCCACUAGCCGACACAUCAGCGACGACACAUCUACCCGAGCACAUAUAAUGGGCGCCACACGAAACAUGAGUGCAACCAUCCGCCGCCCAUGGCACUCCCACUUUUGCUCUCCCUUCUCUCCCUACUGGCGGUCGCGUCCGCGUCGCCGUCUGCACGACCUAAUCUCGAAAAGCGCGUCUCGGGCAUUACAACGUCCUCUGCGGGCAUCAAUGGCAGCACGUUUGACUACAUCGUCGUCGGUGGAGGCCUCGCGGGGAUGACCGUUGCAUCGCGUCUGUCCGAGGACCCCAACAUCACCGUGCUCCUCAUCGAGGCGGGUCAGGACGACCGAUCGAACUCCCAGGUGUAUGAUAUCUACGAAUACAGCGCUGCCUUUGGCGGGCCGAUGGAUUGGGCCUGGACGGCGGAGCAGGGGAAAACCAUCCACGGGGGGAAGACGCUCGGCGGCAGCACUUCGAUCAAUGGCGCGCAUUGGACUCGUGGGACCAAAGCGCAAUACGACGCGUGGUCCACGCUUCUGGAGCCUAGCGAGGCCAACGCGGAAGGUUUCUCCGCUCCGAACGACCAGCAGGCCGCCAAAGGCGCACAGUCCAUUGCUUCGUAUCACGGCACUUCCGGCCCAGUCCAAGUCACGUAUCCAGACUUGAUGUACGGGGGCCCGCAACAGCCUGCUUUUGUCGAUACGAUCGUUGGCCUCACCGGGAUCAAUCACUACAAAGACCUGAAUGGAGGGACGCCCAACUGCGUGUCCAUCACCCCUCUGUCGCUCGACUGGCACAGAAACGACCAUCGCUCCUCUUCGGUCGAGGCGUAUCUCACCCCAGUCAUCAAUCAGCGCACAAACUGGGUCACCCUCGCGCGUCACAUCGUGACCAAGAUCAACUGGGCCAACCCAGGAAGCACGCCCUUGAAAGCAUCGGGUGUUGAGUAUGCGUACUGGGUCAACCAGCCUGCGAGGUACAACGUGAAAGCGAGGCGGGAAGUCAUCAUUGCCGCGGGUGCCAUCCAGACCCCGGUGUUGCUUCAACAAUCCGGUGUCGGGGACCCUGCAGUUCUGGGGCCGCUUGGGAUCACCACCCAAAUUCCUCUGACCACUGUCGGCCGCAAUUUGCAAGAACAGACUAUGAACUCCCUGGGCGCCAAUGCUGUCUCUAGUUUCGACCCGAACGGCCAAGGCCCAUCAGAUGCGAUCGCCUUCCCGAAUAUCUAUCAGGUGUUUGGCGGCGACGCCAGCACCAAGGUUGCCCAAAUCCAGGGCAACCUGUCCAACUGGGCUGCGUCUCAAGCGGGCUCUGCGCUCUCAGCUUCUGCGUUGCAGCAGAUCUUCCAGGUUCAAGCGGAUCUGAUCAUCAACCAGAACGCCCCCAUCGUUGAGCUCUUCUACGACACUGGUUUCCCCGCUGCGCUUGGGAUUGAUAUGUGGCAACUUCUUCCUUUCAGCCGAGGCACAGUCAAGAUCAAGUCCACUGACCCUUUUACGUAUCCCAAAAUCAAUGUCGGCUACUUCAGUGUCCCUAUGGAUCUCGACAUCCAGGUGGCUGGCGCCCGCCUCGCUCGCCGGAUCUUGUCGAGCCCGCCUCUCAGCGGUCUGAGUGCUGGGGAGGCUGUGCCCGGGAACGCCGUCCCCGAUACGGACUCGCACCGCGGCUCCGAUGCGGACUGGAAGGCAUGGAUCAAGGGCGGCUUCGCGAGCGUGGCGCAUCCGAUCGGAACCGCUGCCAUGAUGCGCCGCUCGCUCGGCGGUGUCGUCGACGCGCAGCUGAAGGUCUACGACACGGCCAACGUUCGUGUCGUCGAUGCCUCGGUUGUGCCGAUGCAGCUCAGUGCGCACCUGAGCUCGACGUUGUAUGGAAUCGCAGAGAAGGCCGCCGAUCUGAUUAAAGCUGCUCAGUAAAAGCAAUGCAAGGCGAAGGACUGACUGCAUCUUGUUGUAUAUUACUCUCGGACUAGCUGAAUACUAGUGUCAAGUAAAUACCUCCUGUAAAUUACCCACAGGCUCCUCAUAAUACGAGUACUAAUGCGCGCCGCGGACUUUGCCG
Molecule: messenger RNA, 2243 nt
Organism: Mycena citricolor
Lineage: Eukaryota; Fungi; Basidiomycota; Agaricomycetes; Agaricales; Mycenaceae
Source: the annotation of a GenBank genome assembly